Molecule: messenger RNA, 2628 nt
Organism: Brassica rapa (field mustard)
Lineage: Eukaryota; Viridiplantae; Streptophyta; Magnoliopsida; Brassicales; Brassicaceae
Product: WD repeat-containing protein PCN
Biological process (GO): meristem growth; meristem maintenance
Molecular function (GO): protein binding
Source: RefSeq, a predicted model, not a curated record
AUGCUAGAGUACCGUUGCAGCUCCGUUGAUUGGAAGCCAUCUCCGGUGGUAGCCCUAGCAAACAGCGCCGACGACACUCAAGUCGCGGCGGCUCGCGAGGACGGUUCUCUAGAAAUCUGGCUCGUCUCCCCAGGCGCCGUCGGAUGGCACUGUCAACUCACCAUCCACGGCGAUCCAAAUUCAAGAAUCUCGUCCCUUGCUUGGUGCCGUGCUGGUUCCCAAGGGCUACCUUCCGGUCGUCUCUUUUCUUCUAGCAUCGAUGGUUCCAUCUCCGAGUGGGACCUCUUCGACUUAAAGCAGAAAGUUGUGCUAGAUUCCAUUGGAAUCUCAAUCUGGCAAAUGGCUGUUUCCCCAACUUACUUACUCUCCAUUGAUAAUCGGAUUGAGAAGGAGGAAAGUGAGAGUGAAGAUGAUUCUGACUCAGAAGAAGAGUUUCAUCAUGACCACUCAGAUAGGCUUCUUGCAGCUGCUUGUGAUGAUGGCAGUGUCAGGCUGUACCGUAUCUCUGACUUCAACAAGUUAACAUAUUAUAGAUCAUUGCCUAGAGUCAGUGGACGUGCUUUAAGUGUUACAUGGAGUCCUGAUGCACAGAGGAUCUUUUCCGGUAGUAGCGAUGGACUGAUAAGAUGCUGGGACGUUAACACCUGUCAAGAGGUAUACAGAAUUACAGUUGGUCUCGGAGGACAGGGAAGUAGCUCUGAGAUAUGUGUUUGGUCUCUUCUUUCUUUGAGGUGUGCAGUUCUUGUUAGUGGAGAUAGUACAGGAUCUGUCCAGUUUUGGGAUAGUCAACAUGGAACUCUUUUGGAGUCGCACUCUAAUCACAAAGGUGAUGUUAAUUCUCUUGCAGCAGCCCCCAGCCACAAUCGAGUCUUUUCUGCUGGUUCGGAUGGACAGGUUAUUCUCUACAAGCUCUCUGGUAGUACAAACAGUUCUCAAGAUUUGAAGCCUUCUUCCUCUCAGAAAUGGGAUUAUAUUGGUUAUGUUAAGGCUCAUACACAUGACAUCAGAGCUCUUACAGUUGCUGUGCCAAUUAGUCGAGAAGAUCCCUUUCCGGAUGAUACGUUGCCAGAUAAGAGUGGUGCACGUAAGCAUCGCAAGAAAGGGAAGCCGGUUGACUUCACUUACCAUAAAUGGGCUCAUUUGGGUGUUCCGAUGCUUAUUUCCGCUGGGGAUGACGCAAAGCUUUUUGCUUAUUCAAUUCAGGAGUUCACUAAGUUCUCACCACAUGAUAUUUGUCCUGCGCCUCAGAGAGUACCCAUUCAAAUGGUACACAAGUCGGUGUUCAAUCAGACUUCUCUCCUCCUGGUUCAGGGUAUUAGUGAUUUAGAUAUUCUUAGGCUUAACCUAAGCACUGAUUCUAGUGGACGUGCCUCAACAAAGCCAUUGGUUCGUGUUAAAAGUAGAGAUUCCAGGAAGAUCAUCUGCAGUGCAAUCUCCAACACCGGAUCACUCUUUGCUUAUUCUGACCAAAUUGGCCUCAGUCUGUUUGAGUUAAAGAAGAAUGAAAUUGCAAAGAGCCCGUGGAGUGUCAGUAGAAGACGACUUCCCACACUUCCAUUUGCGCAUUCCAUGAUUUUCAGUUCAGACUGCUCUCGAUUGAUAUUAGCAGGACAUGAUAGAAGGAUAUAUGCUAUUGACGUUAGUAAUAUGGAACUAGUAUAUACUUUUACACCAUGUCGGGAGGAACAUGAAGGUGAAUCUCCACCUAUGGAGCCUCCUAUAACAAAACUUUAUACCAGCUCAGAUGAUCAAUGGCUAGCCGCUAUCAAUUGCUUUGGAGACAUAUAUGUAUUCAACCUCGAAACACAAAGGCAACACUGGUUCAUAUCAAGGCUUGAUGGUGCAUCUGUUACAGCUGCUGGUUUUCAUCCUUGGAAUAACAAUGCGCUUGUGAUCUCAACCUCCUCGAACCAGGUCUUUGCUUUUGAUGUAGAGGCUAGACAGUUGGGCAAGUGGUCGCUUCUACACACAAACGUUCUGCCAAAGAGGUACCAGGAGUUUCCUGGGGAGGUCAUUGGACUCUCAUUCUCACCUUCUCCAAAUUCAUCGUCUGUAAUAGUUUACAGUUCCAGGGCGAAGUGUUUAAUCGACUUUGGGAAGCCCGUAGAAGAAGAUGAAGAAAAUGAUUUACCAAACGGCAAUCUAUCUAAAAGUCUAGAAGGUAAACUUGUCAACAUGGGCUUGAAAUUGGGGAAAGGUACAAACCGAAAACGUCGGUUAGAGGAGUAUCAGUUAGAGGGUAAGAGUAAAGGGAGAAAGAACUUUGAAAUCUUACCCUCGAAACACCCAGUUUUGUUUGUGGGUCACCUCUCUAAAAACUCAAUCAUGGUGAUAGAAAAACCGUGGAUUGAAGUUGUUAAGAGUUUGGAAACUCAACCAGUGGACAGACAUAUUUUUGGGACUUGAAACAGAAAGAUUUGUUUUGUCUGAAGAAGAUGGUCACUUUUUUGUCUGGUGAAGUAGAAAGGGCUAAUAGAGAUGUUGAGAGUGGAGAAGUUAUCUGUUUACAUCUUUUUUUCGUUGUCUUUAAGUAUUGAUGAAUCCAUAUGUUUUGUAAUGCUGCCACAGAACAUGAAUUUUUGUUCAACUUAAGUUUGACUUUCUUUUGAGACUUAUUGGUUCAAAAAA